This is a messenger RNA of Scophthalmus maximus (turbot), 2921 nucleotides long. It is a transcript of the gene ccdc3a, whose product is annotated as coiled-coil domain containing 3a. The record is from RefSeq and is a predicted model, not a curated record. Gene Ontology annotation, biological process: negative regulation of gene expression. The transcript is spliced from 4 exons. The coding region runs from base 555 to 1523 and encodes 322 amino acids. NCBI's taxonomy places the organism in Eukaryota, Metazoa, Chordata, Actinopteri, Pleuronectiformes, Scophthalmidae. Gene Ontology annotation, cellular component: extracellular region.
CCAGAUAGGAAGAAAUGAUUUCCAUUAGGAAAUCUUGCAAGAAAUAGCAUACACCCAAAGCCUGAUGUCUUUGUAUUUCAACCAUGGCAUUUUUUAAAGGUAAGACUCAAUCAACAAAAAGGGGGAAACACGUUUCCUGUCAGUAAGUGAUACAAAAAAUAUAUAAUUCCCAGAAUAGAUCGUCACUAAUAUUUGUUCCGCCUUUGUUAACUUGCGCUUUAUGAAUAUGUGUCUUACAAUCUUCAGGAUUAUGCAUAGUAUCAGGUUAAGCAACUUCAUAACAGAAGUUCGCCGCUCUCGUCGCACUCGGAUGCAGGCGGCGGCGGGACGGCCCACAUACAGAAGCCUCAGAUGUCGGAGCGUCACGUCAGUCCCUGAACGCAGCACCUGUGCGCUCAGAAGCCCCCUUCGCUCUCAAGCAGCAGACAGAUGAGAGGGGGGACGCCGGGAACACGACCACAGGUUGGAGUUGUUUAUUUUAUUUUUUGCACACUGCACUUUCUAAUUUGAUUAUUUUUAUUAAGUGAACAGAUCAGAGUCUGCAAGAUUAGUUCAUGCAGUGCGAAACGUUGGUCGAGCAGAGCAUCCUUAAGCGUUCAGCUUUCAGAGUCUUCUUCUCGGGCUUCUUCGGGAUGUGUUGCACGACUCUCCUCCUCGCCGCCCUCUGCGCAUUUGCGCACUUGGACACUUUUACGCACGGGUGCCAGCUGCCCUCCGAGUGGCGGCCGCUGAGCGAGGGCUGCCGGGCGGAGCUGGCGGAGAUCAUCGUGUACGCUCGGGUGCUGGCGAUCCACCGAGAGCCCCCCGGCGGCGGGGAGGGCAGCGUGCACAACUCGCUGGCCUUCGGGUACGGGUACGGCUACGAGGGCGCAGAGGAAGGGCUGCUGUACUCGGCAGAGGUGGAGCUGCUGUGCGACCAGGCCUGGGGCAGCAUGCUGGAGGUGCCCACUGGAUCUAGGCUCAACCUGACCGGACUAGGGUACCUGUCCUGCCAGUCCCACACGGUGAUGGAGAACUACUCCUACUUCUUCUUCCUCAGGAUGGACGAGAACUACAACUUCCUCCCGCAUGGCGUCAACUUCCAGGACGCCAUCUUCUCCGACACGGCCGACAACAGGCGCAUGUUUUCCAGCCUCUUCCAGUUCUCCAACUGCACCAUGGGGAACCAGCCGUUCCACACCUUCAGCCCCGAGUGGGACACCCAGGAGGACAACAGGCUGCUGUGCUCCUCGGUGCAGUCGGCGCUGUUCGACGAAGAGGAGCGGGGCCGCAAACUGCGGGAGCGCCUGGCCGCAGUGGAGAGGAGGAACCGGCAGCUGAAGGAGCGCGUCCGCAAGGCCAAGCGCUCCUUACGGAACGCGCGCAAGGCCACGCGCAGGGCCGAGCAGGCGGCGCAGGAGCUGCAGGAGCAGCUGAAGGCUGCCGAGCGGCGAGAGGGGCACCACCUCAACGCCAUAACCCAGGAGGAGCCUCCGCCCGGGCGUUACGCGAGCGCAGCGCUGCGCCAGCAAGUGCAGCUUUAACUAGACCUGCCUGCCCCAACCUGCCACCCACCUGGACUGAAGACUGGCUGUGGAGAGCGAGAGGCUGCUGGGCAGUUUCUGAGCAAAGAGACAAAAGAAAUAGCGACUACCGUAUAAGAGUUAACAAAUCUGUAAAGUAAUAAUCUACUUAGUUUUUGUAAGUAAAGUAUUAUUUCUCUCUUAUAUCACUGAUUGCAUUUACACAACGAGGCAAGGGUCAGGUCAGAUUCCUGGUCAUCUGACAAAUGAACCAAAAAGUUUUCCUGAAAGGGAAUCGAACACCUACUCUCUCGAUAAUUCCGCCCGCGGUUCGAGCAGCACUUUUAGCUCAGCUGUUUUUCCAACAGGAUCUAGUCGGUGCUCAGUGCUACUCUCAGGCUGUGAUCACAUCGGAUGUGUUUUUUCCUCCAAUACAUCAGCAUCAGCGGACGCAUGUAGGAGUGUAAAGAGUGGCACAAUAUCAUGGUGGCCGCUCACAAGUGUCUUGUUUCCCCAACCUGAGAGGUCAAGACAAACUGGCCAAAGAAUAGGUCCGUUCAUGCAAGGGGCAAGACAAGAGGAGAACUAAGAAUUAAAGUUAAAUGGGCACCCCCACUUAUUUUACACGUCAAAGUGAAGCACUCUGCAAAUAACCCCAGUGAUGUCAUCAGGGCUGUCUUUGCUCGGGUUUGAAAAAUGAUCAGAAAAAAAUUAUCACAAAGUUUUACACACCGGGGACAUAAGACGUAAGCGUUUGGGUGGGGUCUAACAAAUGACGCUAUUGAGUUGCACUAUGGGAUGUGUAGGAGUGUUAAGUGUUAAUCCAGUGUUAAAGUCAGACGAAAAGUUUGAUUUCAAACAUAUUGUCAUUAGUCAACUUUCACUUUCAGAGAGAGUGGUGUGUCCGUGAUCGAGAACUCUUGGAUGUUUGAGAAGGUUCUUUUUUUCCUUUUUCUUUUUUAUUAAUUCAAGUCUGCACGUCAACUUGCGUGUACAUAUUUUUGUAUGAACACUUUCUGCUUAUAAAAUUUGAAGUUGGAUGCACAAAAGUGUGACCGUGACAGUGUUAUGUUGGGAUAACGUUAACAACCGAGUCACCGGAGUAUACACUCAUGCAGGGUUAAGGUCGUAAACAGAAACAGUACGUGUGUGUGUGAGUGUGUGUGUGUGUGUGUGUGUGUGUGUGUGUGUGUGUGUGUGUGUGUGUGUGUGUGUGUGUGUGUGAACUAUUUGGGGGGAGAACGUUUGUGUGUGUGUGUGUGUGUGUCUGUCUGGUCCAUCAAGUGACUGGAAUGUGUUUGUAUGGGCAGCGGUGCUCUGAGCAGCAGGAUGUCCCUGAAAUAUUCCUCUAAUUCAGUCUGGAAAAAAAAAAACAAAGCUCCGGAGGGAGGCAAGGGUCCGUCACAUCACAAGACCUUU